AUGAUUACUAUCGAUUUCAAUAAGCUAGGUGCUGCGACUGGUUCGACUCCUGGCGCUGCUCGGAUGAAAUAUAUGAGAUUGAGAGAGAAGAUCCUCCCAAUCAGCCCUGAUCUUGCAACCUCUGGAUCCAUCAAGAGAAGUUUUGCUACUGCCAAAACCCAACGCCCCUUUGUCCUUGGCGCGGUGCCUCAGAAACGAAAGGCUCCAGAGGUCCUCAAUGACAAUGGAGAGGAUGCCAAUGACGACUCUGGUUCUUCUUCCAGCGAUGCUGCAAAUUUAAGCAAUGCUACAAAGGCUCAAGCAUCUGUCACUCCGGCUGUGAAUUCCGGGAAGCGCCAGGCUCCAUCUGGCAACAACGACAGCAGGAAUGAUGAAAAGAUCACCAAGAAGAUCAACUCUGUUGCUUCUGCCCAAAGCUCACUUGCCAAUAAACGCAAAACUCGAGGCAAGAAGCUGAACUACGACAUUUCAGCUCUUUGUGGAAGUGCAAACGACGACGGCCGCUCCGAGAUUACCCAAGUGAUUGACGACAGCAGCGAUGACGACUUCGAUGUUGGUGCCGCUGAGACUCGGUCGGGUACUCGUAGCGAUCUGAACAUGCCUACUGCCAAACGAGCCAAGAAGGAGACAUCGGGACAGAUUCGUGGAACCAUCACCAAAUCGGCCUCAUACAGUCGUAAAAAGAGCACGGCAGCCCCCAAAAAGAGAUCGACAGCAAGACCCCGGAUUCCGGCCAAACAGAGGCAGAACAAUUCAGGAUUCCGCAAACCUGCCAUCCCCAAGACCAAGUCCUCCAUUCUUCGUCCAUGUGAUCGACCUUUUCCCAGCAUCGAAGCCUCAUCACCACCUCUCAGUGAAGCCCCAACCGACUCCGACUCCGACUCCGACUCCGAGGGCGACAGUGACAUUGACAUCAAAAGCCUCAAGCCUGGCACAAUCCUCUCCUUCGGCAAGGACGGUGGCAACUCUAUGCCCAGCAGCAACAACAAGGACGGUAUCACCCAGACUCCCAACAAGUCAGCUGCUCGGCCCGCAACCAACACCACUCGCAGUGCUCUCACAAUCUACGGCGCCUCGGACUCGACCUCUGAGUCCUCCGCCUCGUCCAAAUCAUCCAUCUCUCCUGGCCCAGAACUCCAACUUCAGACAAAGCUCAACGCCCACGAUGUCCUCCCAUCCGACAGCGUGUCAAUGAUCAACGAGUCCAAGCCGGCAUUCAACCCUGUCACUCCUCCUCCCCAACCUACAAAUACUUCAACUGAAACUCGCAGCGGUAAGUCGAUCGAUGUGAUUGUCCUCGACGAUUGA
Molecule: messenger RNA, 1308 nt
Organism: Exophiala bonariae
Lineage: Eukaryota; Fungi; Ascomycota; Eurotiomycetes; Chaetothyriales; Herpotrichiellaceae
Exons: 2
Coding region: 1-1308 (435 amino acids)
Source: RefSeq, a predicted model, not a curated record